This is a messenger RNA of Aspergillus ochraceoroseus IBT 24754, 330 nucleotides long. RefSeq lists its product as uncharacterized. Gene Ontology annotation, molecular function: aldehyde dehydrogenase (NAD+) activity. NCBI's taxonomy places the organism in Eukaryota, Fungi, Ascomycota, Eurotiomycetes, Eurotiales, Aspergillaceae. The transcript has 3 exons. The record is from RefSeq and is a predicted model, not a curated record. Bases 1 to 330 code for a protein of 109 amino acids.
AUGGUUCUAUCAAUUCAGUUGACAGCCCCGAAUGGUGUAAGCUAUGCCCAACCCACGGGUCUCUUCAUUAACAAUGAAUUUGUCCCUGCUGUAGCCGGCAAAACCCUGGCAACGGUAAACCCCUACGACGAAUCCACAAUUGCAGAGGUCGCCUCCGCUGGCCCCGAGGAUGUUGAUAUUGCUGUUGUUGCUGCUCGAAAAGCUUUUAAUUCUCUGGAAUGGCGCGGUCUAAAUAUUAAAAGAGACUUGGGAGAUAUUUUAGUCUAUUCAUACUUCAACAUUACUGUUGGAACAACCUUGCGACCCUUAACUGCUUCAGACAUUCGUUAG